AUGGGACAGUGCCUCAAGACUUUACCUGCUCAUUCUGACUUUAUUUCAACUGUUCAUUUUAAUCGUGAUGGAUCCUUGAUAGUAUCAAGUAGUUAUAAUAGUCUCUGUUGAAUCUGGGAUGCAGCAUCAGGUCAAUAUCUAAAAACACUUAUUGAUGAUGAUAAUUCUCCUGUGUCUUUUGUGAAAUUCUCUCUGAAUGGUAAAUACAUUCUUGCUGCAACUCUGGACAACAGUCUAAAGCUAUGGGACUAUAGCAAAGGGAAGUGCCUGAAGACAUACACUGGUCACAAGAAAGAGAAAUACUGCAUUUUUGCUAAUUUUUCAGUCAUUGGUGGAAAGUGGAUUGUGCCUGGAUCAGAAGAUAACCUAGUUUACAUUUGGAACCUCCAGACAAAAGAGAUUGUACAGAAAUUACAAGGUCAUACAGAUGUGAUUUCAACAGCUUGUCACCUCAUUGCAUCAGCUGCAUUAGAAAAUAACAAAACAAUUAAACUCUGGAAGAGUGACUGUAGAGCCCUUUUGAUAUCAGGCUAA
Molecule: messenger RNA, 534 nt
Organism: Antechinus flavipes (yellow-footed antechinus)
Lineage: Eukaryota; Metazoa; Chordata; Mammalia; Dasyuromorphia; Dasyuridae
Product: WD repeat-containing protein 5-like
Cellular component (GO): Set1C/COMPASS complex
Molecular function (GO): histone binding
Source: RefSeq, a predicted model, not a curated record